UCUGAUCUGGCAACCCUGGGCUGUCUGCAGAAGAAAAAUUAACAAAACGCAAGAGUAAAUGAAAAGACAAUGCUAGACGGCUGGUACUGCAGAUCCCUGGCCAACCAGGAGGAGGGCGGCAUCAAGGACGAGCCGCCGAGUGACGAUGAACCCCAGCCACCUGCCAGAGAUCGUGUUCCGGCACUUUCCCGCGGUGCAGCGCCCGCUAGUUCAUCCUCCGUCUCCGCGGGAAUGGGAGCCAAUGAAACGGACUUCAAGGAGCGCUACAAGAACCUCAAGAAGAAGCUCAAGUUCCUCAUCUACGAGAACGAGUAUUUCCAAGAUCUGUUGCACACCAACCAGCGGCGUCUGCUAAAGGUAUCCCGGGAUCGCACCUUCCUGCUGGACCGCCUGCUGCUGUACGAAAAGCCGGCGAAGGACUCCAGCGACAGCGAUGCCACCGACAGCUCCGAUUCGGAGCCAGCAUCAACGUCAGGAGCAGGAGGAUCGCAAGCAUCCAAGGACGCCAGUCGCCGGAAGCACAAGGACAAGGGGACACCUGGCACUCCGGGUGUGACCCCGCACAUUCCCACUGUGGGCGCCACAAGGGGACGAAGACGCAAAAUCCUCACAGGAAUGAUGCCCACGAACCAUGGAAUUCAAGCAGCUGCUGUCAAAAGACAACUCACCGCCACAGUUUCCCCUUCGCAGCAGCAACUGCAGUUACAGACUACUCCCAAGGAGGUGUCGCCUGGCCUGAGCCAAGCGGAGAUCGCCCGUCAGCUGCAGGAGCGACGACCCACACCCCUGGAGCUCAUGAGUCCCGAGGCCACAGUGCCCACCACGAUGCUCAGCGAUGAGAGCCCCUCCAAGUGCUAUCCCAACGAGAGCCUGCACCACCUGAUGGAGGACGAUGGAUCCCAUUCACACGAGGUGGCGGCUGAGGAGUGCGUGCCCAUGGAAUACACCAGUUAAUAUUUACACAAGGCUAUAAACUACUCGGCCUUAGCUAAUAAACUAAAUAGAAACCAA
Messenger RNA from Drosophila subpulchrella, 1011 nucleotides. RefSeq lists its product as uncharacterized. The transcript has 3 exons. NCBI's taxonomy places the organism in Eukaryota, Metazoa, Arthropoda, Insecta, Diptera, Drosophilidae. The record is from RefSeq and is a predicted model, not a curated record. Gene Ontology annotation, biological process: chromatin remodeling. Bases 70 to 954 code for a protein of 294 amino acids. Gene Ontology annotation, cellular component: nucleus; Ino80 complex.